Colletotrichum tamarilloi is the source of this 2019-nucleotide messenger RNA. RefSeq lists its product as uncharacterized. Gene Ontology annotation, biological process: DNA-templated transcription; positive regulation of transcription from RNA polymerase II promoter by galactose. The coding region runs from base 1 to 2019 and encodes 672 amino acids. The record is from RefSeq and is a predicted model, not a curated record. NCBI's taxonomy places the organism in Eukaryota, Fungi, Ascomycota, Sordariomycetes, Glomerellales, Glomerellaceae. Gene Ontology annotation, molecular function: RNA polymerase II cis-regulatory region sequence-specific DNA binding; zinc ion binding; DNA-binding transcription factor activity, RNA polymerase II-specific. The transcript is spliced from 6 exons. Gene Ontology annotation, cellular component: nucleus.
AUGCCGCGCUCAUCAAUUUCCCAACUGUCAAAGAGGCUGGAGCGUCUGGAAGAGCUACCCGCAGCUCAAGCUCGUAACGGACCGCCGCAUCCGCCGCAUCCCGAUUCCGACCCAGAAAGAGACGUUUCUGGAGGAGCUCAUAAUGUCUUUCCCCUGACUACCAACGGAUCAACCACUCCUAUUGCCACCAUCACUCCCCGGCCGCCCGCUCAACUCUCAGCGACAAACGCCGUACAAUCUGCUUCACCAUUGUCUCGCAACGAAGCCGAUGGCGAUGCCAUGUACGGUCCUUCAUCCAACAGCUCAUUUCUACGACUGGUGACCGAAGCUGCGGGCCCCAGAAGCUCAAACACAAAGAGUCCAGAGGAGCUGGCUGGCCAGGAUGCAGGAGAAGUCGCCCCUACAGUACUUGGGUUCGCGAUAACAACGCAGCCAAAGAGUCCUGAUAUCCUACCGGACCCUGUAAUGCUUCCCGAGAGGUGGCUCGCCGAUAAUCUCUUCCGCUGCUUUUGGGAUUUUGUCCACCCCGUGUUUCCCAUACUCCACCGGCCGUCGUUCACCGCGUCGUACGAAGCGGUUUGGCAGCCAUCUCAAGGCCGGCCUCCCAAUCGAGACUACAAGGACACUGUUUUCCAUGCCACCUUGAGCAUCGUGCUGGCUCUUGGGUGUCAGCGGACAGAUCAGGUCUCGGUAACGGAGCAAGUUCGCCUAGCCAAUAGGUUCUAUAAGCAGUCUUUUAAGCUCGUGUCAGUCGAUACGCUCGAUCACUCCUCUCUGCAACUCGUCCAGCUAUUGCUACUGAGGGGCGUUUACCUACACUACACGCAAUACGCAGACCGAUGUUGGAACACAACCGGAGUCGCACUGCGAGUUGCGCAGGGUCUCGGAUUGCACUCCCGCGGUGAUGGACCAACGUCCUCAAAGAGUCAGCUCAAGAGGGAGAUGAGGCGACGUGUCUGGCACUGUUGCUUAACUUUAGACAGACUCACGGCAACCACCUUUGGGAGACCUGUCCUUGUGUCUCGGCAGUACUUCGUCCCUCCGCCGGAACCUAUCGACGAUGAGUAUUUGUCUGAGAGUUCCGAAGGCCUACAACCGUCGGAUCGCCCUUCGUACCUGGCCUUCUUUGUACACUCCGUUGCGCUGUUUGAUGUGCUGAAUGAGAUACUAGCCAAAUUCUACACCGAAGGCGAAUCUGUCUCGGACAAGACACCCGAUUCACUCAGUCAUGUCCUGCAGCUCUCGUCAAAGCUCGACGAGUUGGGCCAUUCAAUCCCGCCCUACCUCAGAGAAGGCGCGGAUUUGACACGGCUAGACGAAGAGUUGCGAGGGUGUCUGCAGAUGCAGGCGAACAUCCUCAAGUCGAGAGUCUUAUGGAUUCGGCUUCUCCUCCUUCGUCCGCUCCUCUUGGACGAAGCUAAGCACGGUAGUCGGCCCCAGAAAUCAUUCGCAACGGCCGCCACGCAUACACUUCGAGACAGUCUAGGACACUCGGCGAACUUACUCUGCGUUUCGACGGCUCACAGCGUACUACAGGAGCUUUACGAAAAGCUGGGCAGCGUCAGGCAGAACUCGGCCUGGCAUGUUCUACUCUUUACCUUUGCCGCAGCUUCCACUCUGGUAGUCGCGACCCUGUGCCCCGAUCUCCACGUCAGCUUCGAAACAGAGCCGACAAAAUCCUCGUGGGACAGAGCUUUGCGCAUCUUUGAUUUUCACAAGCAGCACGUCGCGUCUGCCAGCCGAGGCAUCGAAGUCUUGGAAAGAUUUCGCGCAUCUGUCAUGGCUGCCGCUUCGCAGCGAGACGCUCCCAGCGGGGCCCCCGCCACCAAUGAAACAUACGAUGCGCGACUUGAGCAACCAAGCGAGCAGGACGUCUUGAUCCCGUUUGGCUCUGUGCCUGGUUUGAAUCAGACGACCCUGGCGCAGGAUUUUGGGGAUUUCACAGACUCUGAUUUGCUGAAUGAAAGCUGGUUCAAUAUUCAGGGGAUAGAUCUAACCAACUGGGGAAUCUUUCAAUAA